GGACGAGCGCCAGAGAAAACAUAUAACCGGGUGGUGCAGUAACCGCAGUUUUCCGCGGCUCCCUUUCUCCGUACUCUGUCGACAUCUCCGUCGAUCCACGUCCUGCGGCUGGGAAGAAGGUGCGGGGAAACUGCGAGGAGACGGGCCCGGGGCCUUUUUAACGGCUGCACGAGGGAGCUCCGAGCGAGUAAACGAGCCGUCUACAAGUAAACAACGACGAUUUUACAAGCCGUGAAGCCAGGCUCGUGAAGGAACUAAAGCGGCUGGAGGACGCCGGAAUCGAGCUCGCGAUCGCAGGUUCUUAGUUUGCUGCACUGAAGCAGUUUCGCAACCUCUCAUCCUCAUUAUUGCCCUAAUGACAGCUGGUUCUACCUCCAUGAUCUGAGAAAACAGCUCCUUCGCCCACGAAACUCAAUUCGUCUGCAUUGGAACUCCUCACAGAGAGAAGCACAGAGAUAUAAGAAGACACAACUUGUGGUUGCAGCUGGUCGGUUGGUAUGGCGAUGAGAAAGUUUGUUCGAAGGUUCAGCAGUGCGAGCCUGGACAUGGUGCCCCAGGGGAAGAAAGACAGCCGAGAAAGAAGUGUGUCCGAGCUUGUCGAGUCCUCGGAGAGCGUAAAGAUAUCGCCGGAUUCGAACCUGGAAUAUCUCGGGUACACGUACGUGAAGGACGCUCGGUCGCUAAGGGAGAUACAAACGGCAAUUCGGACAGUCAAACAGACAUCUCUGAACAGAGACCACUGGGUGGGGUUGGUCGUCAAGGCAGGGAUGUUGCUGGUCCAGGACAUGACGGGAGAGAUGCUGAUUAUGAGCUCUGUGGCUUGUAUAGCACAGUGUGUGUGUGAACUGAACCGUGCUCUCAACGACUGUCUAGCCGUCACUUUCAGCUCUGGACACAACGCAAAACAGUGCCACGUAUUCCAGGCCAAGUCAGCCCGAGAGGCGUCGGAGUUGGUUCACAAUGUGCAGAAGGCCACCAGAGCAUCGCAGAGACCUCGGGUCAGAGCUGGAGAAGAGUCCAAAGCUGGGUAUGCAUAUGAUGGAGACGAAGAGGGAGAAGUAAUGGAACAUAAGCCCAUCUCCCACUCUCUCUCUCGCAAUGAGAGUAAACGUAUCCUCGUGCGACCACCGUCAGCAGAGUGCUCCACCUCCUCCGCCUAUCUCGACUCCCUGUCUCCCUACGGCAAAUUCCACAACCAUUCGGUGGGAUUUAUGACAACUCCUCCUAAAGGGAAACGGAGAGGGGCAGGGGGGAAGGGAGGGAGGCAACGAGAUGCGAGAGAGCGUUUGGUCGUCAAGACAAAGAGGCCCAGAUACUGAGUGCUGCUGAUAAGGUCACGGAGAACAACGCUCAGCUGAGGACCAGUGCUAGUAAAAGGACUCCCUCCAGCCCAUUUGAAGAUGCCCUCUACUCCAUGCACGUAUCCAAUAGCGACCUCCUCUCCAACUACAUCAAGAGCGGACACGUUCCCGUGGACGCAUGUGACAGCUCGGGCAACAGUCUCCUUCACUACGCCGUUGCCAUUGGCAACGUCGAUGCCGUUAA
Geodia barretti is the source of this 1545-nucleotide messenger RNA. NCBI's taxonomy places the organism in Eukaryota, Metazoa, Porifera, Demospongiae, Tetractinellida, Geodiidae. The record is from the annotation of a GenBank genome assembly.